CGUGAGGCUGCAUCGACGGACUGGCCGUGGGAAUGAAUUUAGGAAUCACUCCGUCAACUUCAUCGCUCGCCGGAUCUGACAGCCAGCAUCCAUCCCAAAAACGCGGUUCACUAGUAUUGGCAGUAUUGGCAGUGGAUGCAUCUGGGAUUUCUGCUGUGUAGCCGGAGACACAUUUCUCCGCUCGCGAGUUCAUUGUUACUUCGGCGCACCGUCAAGUCACAUUCCCGGACUUCCGAAAACACGAUUCACGACGAAAUCUUGGAAGGGGAGGGUUCCCAGGAAAGAGGGAGUAGCUCUGGUUCCAAUUGGAGCCCUGGAUUCCAUCUCACAAGUCCCCGCCAGCUCGUUCAAUACCUAGACUCAUUUGUCGUUGGUCAAGAAAGAGCCAAAAAGGUCCUGUCUGUAGCCGUGUUCAACCAUUAUAAUCGAGUACGAGCAAGGUUACUGACCCAAAUACACGCCGAAGAAUCCGUCGCACCCGCAUCUUCAUCCUGGGAACCAAGAAACGAGGGAUUGGAUCACAUCGAUGUUCCGCCACCCCCUGGACUCCGCCCACACCCUGCUCGCCGGCCACAGCACCUAUCUGAGAGCCAUUUUGGAAGAGGACACACCCCUUUAUCACACUUUGUGCCACUGUUUGAGAAGAGCAACGUUCUCUUAAUGGGUCCGACAGGUUCAGGGAAGACGCUUCUUGCCCGAACACUGGCCAAGGUCCUCGAUGUUCCAUUCGCCAUGAGCGAUGCAACGACGUUAACUCAGGUUGGGUCAACAUGCCUACUCCAUGUCGGAGUCCACGCGCUCACGAUACACUGUAAUCAUCUCACAGGCCGGAUGUCUUUGCUAGAUGUUGGGGAUGAUGUUGAGAUGGUCAUUCACAGAUUGUUGCAGGCGGCCAACUGGGACGUCCCAAGAGCGAGUAUCGGUAUUGUGGUCCUCGAUGAAGCGGAUAAACUUGCCCGGCGCUCUUCUUCCUCCGGAGAUUCUUCGCGUGAUGUGUCAGGGGAAGGGGUGCAGCAAGGGCUGCUAAGGAUGUUGGAGGGCAGUGUGGUGAGUGUCAAUGCAAGGAGUAUUGAAGGUGCAGGAGGAGGCGAUAUUGUUGGGCCUGGGCCGGGGAGGACAGGAAAAGGAAAGAAUGGAGGGGCCAGCGCUGGCCCGAGGAGCGAGACAUAUCAGGUAGACACAACAGACAUCCUGUUCAUUCUGUCUGGUGCUUUCGUAGGACUAGACAAAAUCGUUGCUCAGCGGAUGGCAAAAGGAUCAAUUGGUUUCGGAGCCUCGCUGUCGAGCGAUGCUUUUGUGAAGGGAGGGAAGCCCAUGGGCCCAUCGUUGAUACCGUUUUUCACGAAGAACUCAGAGUCAGGAGACAUCAACCCAUAUGAACUGGUUGAGCCUGUCGACUUAAUCAAAUAUGGAUUCAUUCCUGAGUUCACUUCUCGAAUCCCUACUAUGACCUCUCUUAGCCCUCUUACAACAUCCGAUCUCAUGCGUGUUCUGACCGACGUCCGUGGGGCCCUGGCCAAACAAUACGAGGCAUUGUUUGGUUAUAGUGGCGUGGAUAUCCGAUUUACGACCCCUGCACUGAGGGAGAUAUGCAAUAUUGCAGUCAAAAGGGGUAUGGGCGCCAGGGGGCUGCGGGGAAUUAUGGAGGGACUCUUACUGGAGUCAAUGUAUGAUGUUCCGGGCUCGUCUGUUCGUUACGUUCUAGUAGACCUAGCAACCGUGAAGGGUGAGCGACCCGCAUCCUACUGGUCGCGUGGGGAAGGAGGGGCUUUCUAUUCCGCACUUGCUUCGGAAGAAGAAUGGGAUGCCAGACAGCGGGGUGCUUCUUUGGAUGCUUCGCAAAACAACGCCGAACCAGACAUUGAUCCAGAGGUUUUGAAAGAUGUGCAAGCCAGAGAGGCUGAGAAGAACUCACGCAAAGUACGAUCAGGGAGCGGGAGCUUUCCAUAAUGAUUUUCGACCUUUUUGUCUGAGCCUCGUUAUUCAUGAGUUCAUAUUUGAACCAACUGGAUAUUUGCAUCCUGUACACUACAGCACGUUAUUACCAAGUC
Molecule: messenger RNA, 2051 nt
Organism: Cantharellus anzutake
Lineage: Eukaryota; Fungi; Basidiomycota; Agaricomycetes; Cantharellales; Hydnaceae
Product: P-loop containing nucleoside triphosphate hydrolase protein
Exons: 14
Coding region: 136-1950 (604 amino acids)
Biological process (GO): proteolysis; protein catabolic process
Cellular component (GO): mitochondrial matrix
Molecular function (GO): ATP hydrolysis activity; ATP binding
Source: RefSeq, a predicted model, not a curated record